GGGUCGAUUCGGUGGAGGGAACGGGGUUGGGGGCGGAUUCUGGGGGUGGUUUUGGUUUCGGUUCGGGGUGGUUGGUCGGGGCAGCGAGAACGGGAAAAGGGGAGGGGGGUUCGCGUUGGCUGCGUAGGGGUGGGGGAUAGGGAGGGGGUGGGCACGCGCCGGCGCCGGCUGAAGUUCUGGGCGCCGGCAGGGGGAGGGCAGGGGGUGGCAGGGGAGGGGGAGGGUGGUUUAUUUUAAUUAUUUUUUUAAUUUUUUAAUUUAUUUUUUUUAAUAAACUUAACGGAAAUCGUAACAGAUUCCAUUAAGUGGUAGUGAUUUUUAAAAAACUCUAAUUUAGGUGGUAGUAAAAUAAAAUAAAAAAUUAAAGGGGUAACAAAUGUGAAUUAGGGUCCUUUCCCUGAUAGUAAAUGUGAAAUUUGCCAAAUAAUUUCAGUUUAUCAAAAUUAAGGUGAAGAGAAUGAGCCUAAGGGAGCAAUAAUAUGAAAACAAAUAAUCCCUUCGAUAAUCCAUUUUAUUUCUCCCCUCAAAAAAAAAAAAAAAAAAAAAAAAGCCCCCCAAAAUUAGUAGUUGGAAUGUUGGAUCACAGAUUACUGAAAAAUUGACCUCUGAACUGAUUUCCCAGCUUCACCAAACUGAUAUACACUCUCCCAUAUCAUCAAAAUUGGGUUUUUUGUUCUUUUCAAUUAUAAUUUUAUUCCUUUUGCAUUCUGAAAAUGGUUGGAUAUUCAUGGCCUUCCGAAGCAGAGUUGAAUGAGUUAAAGAAGGAAGUAGCUGAGAUGGCUAAAAGAACUACUGAGGAAGUUAGGGUGGUUGUCUCUCCAUACAGGAUUUGUCCUUUGGGAGCACACAUUGAUCAUCAGGGUGGAGCUGUUUCGGCUAUGACGAUAAACAAGGGAGUUGUUCUUGCAUUUGUUCCUUCUGGUAACCCUGAGAUGGUGUUGCAUUCUGCACAGUUUGGAGGAGAAGUAAAGUUCAGAGUUGAUGAAAGUCACCAUCCUAAAAAGGCUGCAAAGGCAAAUGAAAGUACCAAUUCCAAUGGUUCAACAAAAUUGGAAGAAGAGUGCUGUUGGGGAAGAUACGCAAAAGGGGCUGUUUAUGCAUUAAAUAGGAAAGGGAAUGUUCUCAGUCAGGGUAUUAUUGGGUUGAUCAGCGGUUCUUCGGGCCUUGACAGCUCUGGCCUCAGCUCUUCUGCUGCGGUUGGAGUUGCUUACUUGUUGGCUCUGGAAAAUGCAAAUAAUAUAUCAGUAUCUCCAACAGAAAACAUUGAGUACGAUCGGCUGAUUGAAAAUGAAUAUCUAGGGUUGAACAAUGGCAUAUUGGAUCAAUCUGCAAUAUUACUUUCAAGACAGGGUUGUCUAACCUUCAUGGACUGUAAGACCAAAGAUUACAAGCUUGUAAACUUGAAAGAGAAUGACAUAGAAGUGCAGAAAUCAUACAAGAUAUUGUUGGCAUGUUCUGGCUUGAAGCAUGCUUUGACUAGUGGUGUUGGGUAUAAUCGCCGAGUUGCUGAAUGUCAAGAGGCAGCAAGAGUUCUCCUAGAUGCUGCUGGGAAGCAUGAAGUAGAGGCUGUUCUAUCCAAUGUUGAACAGGAAGAUUAUGAAGCUCACAAGGACAAGCUAGAACCUCUUCUUGCUCGUAGAGCAGAGCAUUAUUUCUCAGAGAACAUGCGUGUGAAGAAAGGAAUUGAAGCAUGGGCUUCAGGUAGGAUGGAUGAUUUUGGAAAAUUAAUUACCGCCUCUGGUCAAAGUUCAAUACAAAAUUAUGAAUGUGGGUGUCAACCUCUGAUGGACCUUUAUGAAGUCCUCUUGAGAGCUCCUGGUGUAUAUGGAGCCAGGUUCAGUGGUGCUGGUUUCCGAGGAUGCUGCAUUGCAUUAGUCAAUGCAGAUCUCGCAUCAGAAGCUGCUUCAUUCGUGAAAAGGGAAUACAGCAAGCUUCAACCCGAACUGGUCAGUAAGAUCGACCAAGAAGCUGCAGUAUUGAUUUGUGAAUCGACGGAUGGUGCUCGUAUAAUUGCUGCCCCUUAACUUGAUCAUACUACAUUCUUUACAGUCUUGUUGACUCAAUCUGCUUAAUUCAUUUAUUAGUUUAUUGUAUCUAUUCAUAUGUAGUUGCAUGAUAUCAUUUUUUAGAAAACGAAGCACAAUCUUCUUCCCUUUCCUUGGGAAAUACCUUAUAGUACUAUGAUUGAUAAAAUACUCUCUAUUUCUUUUUAUCUAUUACAUUUUUUUUAAAAUAAAUU
Chenopodium quinoa (quinoa) is the source of this 2239-nucleotide messenger RNA. RefSeq names its product galacturonokinase-like. Gene Ontology annotation, molecular function: ATP binding; galactokinase activity. Gene Ontology annotation, cellular component: cytoplasm; cytosol. Lineage: Eukaryota; Viridiplantae; Streptophyta; Magnoliopsida; Caryophyllales; Amaranthaceae. Gene Ontology annotation, biological process: galactose metabolic process. The record is from RefSeq and is a predicted model, not a curated record. The transcript is spliced from 14 exons. The coding region runs from base 714 to 2024 and encodes 436 amino acids.